GGGGGCGAACUAUGCAGGCGUCGAGGCGCAUCGCAACUAUAUAAACCCGUACGAUCUCACCCCAAGACAUCAGUGUUUUGUUCGCCGAUCUUCUCACAACAAACAUGGCUUGCAAGCUCAUCUCCCUCCUGGCUGUGGCGUCGGUGGCGACCUUCGCUAACGCAGGGGUAGUCGUUCCAGCGGCGCCGGUCGUCGCUGCCCCGGCUCCGGUUUUGGCAAAACUCGAAGAUUUCGACUCCGCGCCCCAAUACUCCUUCGCCUACGACGUCCAGGACUCUCUCACCGGCGACUCCAAGGCCCAGUACGAGACCCGCAACGGAGACGUAGUCCAGGGCAGAUACUCCCUCAUAGAACCCGACGGCGUCCGUCGCAUCGUCGACUACACCGCCGACCCCGUCAACGGAUUCAACGCCGUCGUCAGCCGGGAGCCCGCCCUGGCCGCGGUGGCCGUCGCCCCGGCGGCGGCCGCCGUUCCGGUGGCCCCGGCCGCCCCCGCCGCUCCGGUCAUUCCGUCGUCCGGUCCGGAUUCGGACGUCGAGGUCGUCGAGGCGCGCUCCGGACCCCUGAAAUCCGGCGGCCCGGCGCCCCCGACGCCCGUCAGGGCGGUUGCCGCCCCGCUGACCUACGCGGCUUACGCCGCCCCGGCCGCAAUCGCUGCCAAUACCUACCAGCGCUUCGUCGGACCGGUCGCCACGGCGCCCGUGGCCAAAGCUGCGGCGCUGGCUUACCCGGCUUAUCCGGCGUAUUCGGCGUACACCGCUACCUACUCGUCACCUUUUGCUUACGCUGCCCCGGCAGCCGGACUCACCUACGCCCCGGCCGCGUUGUGAUUCAGUGGAGCUGACAUGGGACGCCGAUUCUGCGACGAUGUUUUUUUUUUUUGAAACUUUGUAAUAUAAUAUACAUAUGAAUAAACGAUUUGUAAGCCUGUUUUAA
Athalia rosae (coleseed sawfly) is the source of this 936-nucleotide messenger RNA. RefSeq names its product cuticle protein 19.8-like. The coding region runs from base 105 to 830 and encodes 241 amino acids. The transcript is spliced from 2 exons. Lineage: Eukaryota; Metazoa; Arthropoda; Insecta; Hymenoptera; Athaliidae. Gene Ontology annotation, cellular component: extracellular matrix. The record is from RefSeq and is a predicted model, not a curated record.